Exophiala dermatitidis NIH/UT8656 is the source of this 1320-nucleotide messenger RNA. Its product is annotated as (R,R)-butanediol dehydrogenase. The record is from RefSeq and is a predicted model, not a curated record. Bases 1 to 1320 code for a protein of 439 amino acids. Gene Ontology annotation, cellular component: cytoplasm. Gene Ontology annotation, biological process: butanediol biosynthetic process. The transcript has 6 exons. Lineage: Eukaryota; Fungi; Ascomycota; Eurotiomycetes; Chaetothyriales; Herpotrichiellaceae. Gene Ontology annotation, molecular function: zinc ion binding; (R,R)-butanediol dehydrogenase activity.
AUGAAUCAUAGCAUUAUUCGGCACGGCAAAAGACCUGCUUCCACGCUCUUCCGCUCGGCCGUGAAAGCAACAGCCGCCAGACCCAGCAUUCGAAGAGGGGGUUUGACUGUUGGUGUUCCUUUCGUUGCUGCCCUGAACCAUAAGCUUGGUACAUCUCAACAGAUAUAUACCACUGGAGGAGCAAUCCGUUCUUUUGCAACCGUCGUAUCGUCUACCGUCCAGCAGAAGCCCACGACCGCCACCAUGAGAGCUCUCAGGUACCACGGCGUCAAGGACCUUCGUGUCGACAAUGAUAUCCCCGUGCCUGCGUGCGGGGAGCACCAGAUCAAGAUCAAGCCUGCGUUCUGUGGCAUUUGUGGAACAGAUUUGCACGAAUACUCGUCUCCGACAUUCAUCCCGGCCAAGGACCAUCCUCACCCCGUAACCGGUGAAUCCAUGCCCGUCACCAUCGGCCACGAGUUCAGCGGCGAGGUGGUGGAGAUUGGAUCCAAGGCCAAGAACCCCAAGGGUCUCAAGGUCGGAGACAAAGUGGCCGUCCAACCGACCGUGGCCUGCUUCCACUGCGGCCCCUGCAACGAAGGCUAUAUCAACUGCUGUGACAGCGCCGGGUUCGUGGGACUCAGCGGUGGCGGCGGCGGAAUGUCGGACUACGUCAGUGUUGACGAGCAGUUUGUCUUCCCGUUGCCUGAACACAUCGGCCUCGACGUCGGCGCCCUGGUCGAACCGCUGGCCGUCGCAUGGCACGGUGUCAACCAAUACCCCGUCAAGGAAGGCACUUCGGCCAUCGUGAUGGGCGCGGGGCCGAUCGGGCUGGGCGUCAUUCAAUGCCUCAAGGCCCGCGGCGCGUCGACCAUUAUCGUCGUCGAAAUCGCAAAGGAGAGACAGAACUUUGCAAAGGAGUUUGGCGCCACUCACCUCAUCGACCCCAGACAUGAGGAUGUCGUCAAGAAGGCCAAGGAGCUCACUGAUGGUCAAGGGCCUCAUUUGGCUUUGGACGCUGCAGGUGUGCCCGCGAGUUUGAAGACUGCCACUCUGGCUGUCAGGGCCAGAGGGACGGUGGUCAACUUGGCCAUCUGGGAAAAAGAGGUCCCGUUCCAACCCAACAAUUUGGUGUUUGGAGAGAAGAAAUACGUCGGAGUCCUCGGCUACGUCAAGGAAGAUUUUGCCGGCGUCAUUGGCGCCCUGGCCGACGGCAGCCUCAAGCCCGAAAAGAUGAUCACACGCAAGAUCCACAUUGACCGCGUCGUCGAGGACGGGUUCCGCGCCCUGAUUGACGAAAAGGACAAGCAUGUCAAGAUCUUGGUGGAUUGUCGGGCCUAG